Molecule: messenger RNA, 1301 nt
Organism: Musa acuminata AAA Group (dessert banana)
Lineage: Eukaryota; Viridiplantae; Streptophyta; Magnoliopsida; Zingiberales; Musaceae
Product: plant UBX domain-containing protein 4-like
Exons: 5
Coding region: 501-911 (136 amino acids)
Biological process (GO): autophagosome assembly; Golgi organization; membrane fusion
Cellular component (GO): nucleus; cytosol
Molecular function (GO): ubiquitin binding
Source: RefSeq, a predicted model, not a curated record
ACUUUGGUGUUAACCAACACCGUCAAUUAGUCAUCAGUCACCGAAUCCGUAACAUCUGCGCCGGCGCUACAACAACCCCGGCGCCGGACACAGGAAAGGAUCCUCGACUCCGCCAUCCGCGCCUUCUACGAUCACCACUCCGAUUCCCAACACCGCCAACAACCCCUCCCCCAAGACCAGGACGAGGACGAUAUACUUUCGGAAGGCACCGUCGCCGCUGCCGCACCGCCAUCGCGGGUGACUCGUUCCUCCGCCGCUGCCGCUGCUCCUCGUUCUUCGACCGCAAUGGGUUCCAGAGGGGAUAAGAAGCCAUCGAUGCCCUCCGGGAGCCGGCUGACCAUCCGUACCCUACCCGAUCUGAACCGGAGUUCUGAGACGGGAUCCAAUAGCGACUCCGAUAGGCCGCAGGAGGCUUCAAGGAUACAUGUGGAUGUUUUAGGCAUUAUAACCUUGCAAAAGUUUAAUUGGUAUGCUUGUCCAAGAUCCUUUGAAAGGUGGCUAUGAUGUGGAUGCAAUAUUUGAGCAAGCUAGGCAGAUGGGUGCCAUGCAAGGACCUUUUCAGCCUCAGUCCUCUAGUUCAAGAAGUUUCACUGGAACUGGCAGGUUAUUUUACAGGUGAAUCAGUACCACCUACUCCCCAGCAGCCUGAAAUUUUUGUGCAUAAUAUCUGUUUCUGGAGGCAUGGAUUUGCUGUGAAUGAUGGUGCAUUAAGGAGGUUUGAUGAUCCUGAAAAUGCAUCCUUCCUAGAGAGCAUUAGAAAGUCUGAAUGCCCCAAAGAACUUGAGCCAGCACAUCGGAGGUCCAUGGUUAAUGUCAAUUCCAUUCGGAGGGAAGAAAAUUGCCCUGAGCCUGUGGGCGUCUCUUUUCAUUUCAAGGUGUGGGAAGGACACUUGGGGGUGGGGAGAUUCUGACAGUUCUUUGGUUGAACUUGGUGUUAAUAAUGCUGCAUCCAGUACGGUUCCGUCAUCUUUAGGUAUUGUCGAUGCCUCUUUGCCCUUGACUACAAUUCAGCUAAGGUUAGCCGAUGGCAUUCGCAAGGUUUUACGCUUUAAGACUCGUCACACGGUGGGUGGCAUCAGGGCAUUCAUCCAUGCAUCAAGGCCUGGAUCAGCAAGAACAUGCCAGUUGUAAAUUGUUGGUUUCUCUCCCAAGCUACUGAAUGAUGUCAGUAAGUAAGACGAUUGAGGAAGCAGACCUUGCUAACUCGGUUAGCAUUCAAAAAGGCUUACUGCAUCUGACAGCGUAGUUGUAGCAUCAAUGCUAUUAAAUACUUGCACUGAGACGGUUUUUUUUAUAAAUCA